Messenger RNA from Nasonia vitripennis (jewel wasp), 2592 nucleotides. Its product is annotated as ubiquitin-conjugating enzyme E2 R2. The transcript is spliced from 5 exons. Gene Ontology annotation, molecular function: ubiquitin conjugating enzyme activity. The record is from RefSeq and is a predicted model, not a curated record. Bases 659 to 1387 code for a protein of 242 amino acids. Gene Ontology annotation, biological process: ubiquitin-dependent protein catabolic process; protein polyubiquitination. NCBI's taxonomy places the organism in Eukaryota, Metazoa, Arthropoda, Insecta, Hymenoptera, Pteromalidae.
ACAUCGCGCAGUCACCUCCACCACCAGCUCACGCUACUCACACUACUUAUACAUACGGAAGCAGCCGAGCUCGUCCGAGAGAUCGAAGAAAGGAAGCCAGCAGCAGCGAAACGCGCGAACACCACGGGAACGCGGAACAGUCUGCGCUCGACAGUCGUUGUCGAACCAUACACUGGUGCUUCGCGUUCGCUCUCCCCUCGACUUCGCACAGUGCAAUAAUCGCCUCGCCGUCAGCUCCGUCGUCCUCGUCGAGCUCCAGUGGAGGUCUGUCUCCUGCGUAGUCCAAGGGAAGGUUAAACAUUCGAGCGCAAGAACUGCACGAGAGAAGACAUGCAGUCGUCGCCUUGAUAGCAGCUAACUACCCACACACACACACACAGAGCGAGAACUAGUGAGUGAGACAGAGAGAGAGAGAAAGACAGUCGUCGCGCGGACCGUUCCUGCCUGCAGCGUCGCGCGCUCGCGCGUUUUAUAUAUCGCAUACACACGAUAUAUACAUUUUGUAUAUACAUAGUUUAUAUCUGACUUUCUCGACGUGUGUAUAAGUACACAAGCAGUGCAAGGAGAGAAAGACAAGCACGUGUGAGAGGCUGCGAGAUAAGAAAGAGAGAGAAGUUGGUUGUAGAGAAGAGAGACAGCAGCCGCAGUAGUAGCAGCCAUGGCGCAGCCGACGAGCAGCGCGCUCAGGGCUUUAGCCCUGGAAUACAAGAGCCUGCAGGAGGAGCCAGUCGAGGGCUUCCGCGUGAAGCUCGUCAACGAGGACAACAUGUUCGAGUGGGAAGUCGCGAUUUUCGGACCACCGGAUACGCUAUAUCAGGGCGGAUACUUUAAGGCACACAUGAAGUUCCCACCGGACUACCCGUACAGUCCGCCGAGCAUCCGCUUCAUGACCAAAGUCUGGCAUCCGAACGUGUACGAGAACGGCGAUCUCUGCAUAUCCAUCCUGCAUCCGCCAGUCGACGAUCCCCAGAGCGGCGAACUUCCCUGCGAGAGGUGGAAUCCGACGCAGAACGUCAGAACGAUUCUGCUGUCGGUGAUCUCGCUGCUGAACGAACCCAACACUUAUAGUCCGGCCAACGUGGACGCCUCCGUGAUGUACAGGCGCUGGCGCGACUCCAAGGGUCGAGACAAGGAGUAUGAGAAUAUCAUCAGAAAGCAGGCGCAGGCAGCAAAGGUCGAGGCGGAGAAGGAAGGCAUAGUAGUGCCGGUGACCCUCGAGGACUACUGCAUCAAGACCCGGGCGAGGCCUGCGGAGCAGCAGCUCGACAUGACGGACUUCUACGACGAUGAGUACGAGCUCGAUGACGACGAUGACGACGACGAGGAGGAGCACCUUAGCGCGAGCGACUACGAGGACGGCGAUGACAGCGGCAACGGCGAGUCGUGAUCCAUCUCCUAAAGCGAAUCGCCGCCGACCAAACGCUACCGCUGCUCAUGAUGAUGAUUAUUGUGUUUAACAUCACACUCGCCCCCCCCCCCCCCAUACCCUAUAGGAAUACACCCACACGAUCACACAUGAGAGCACUCGGCGAAAGAUUAACCCCGUCGAAUGUUUGAUUGAAAAAAAAAGAAAUGAAAACGUUCGACGGGGAUUAGUUUCAGUUCGGUGCACCCACACACACUAUUUCCGUCUCUUGGUUCUCCAUUGGCUGUCCUCUGAGACACUAUACACUUACACGUAUACACGACAGAUGAGAUUUUCCGUGCUCUUCGGCAGGGGCGAGGACAGCUCGGCGCUCGACUCGGUCGCAGAAGAGAGUAUAACGAGCUUUACACCACCACACUCUUGUACACGUCACCUAGAUAUGAUGAUAUACACGUUGUGAUCGAAGAAACAUCGGGCGUGUGACGACUCCGUUCCGAGCUUAUUAUUAUACAUAAUAUAAAAAAAAAAUUAAAAUAAUGUACACCACGCAAACACACACGUACACACAGACACACUUUGAAUCACGUGUAUAUGUAAGACGUGCCUCCGCUUCGCGACCAGAGUCGGCUCGAGCGCUAUACUUUAGGAAAAUUAUCUAUAUCGUAAUCUGCAAUUUUCAUUGCUUCUCUCACACCUUAUAGUUUUAAUUGAAAUUUUCUUUGUUCUUCACUCGGCCAUCCCUGACCUCUAUAUCCCGCGAUCCUUUAUAUACCCGUCCCUUUAUCUAUCAGUCCAAUUCUCCCGUAUCCAUAUGUCUCUCUUUCUCUAUUCUCUCUAUAUUUCAUAAUUAAUAUUUACUGUAUUACGUCUACUUUGUAGCGGUAACGAAUAUAUCUAUGUAUUCCCGAUAUUCUCCGUGCAUUACGUUGCCUCAGCGCCAACGUUAUAUAGUUUAGGUCGUAAUUUUGCAAAGGAUCUCUAUCUCCAAGACACUAAACCUCGAGUUUAUCGAUUUUCGCGAGAACCAGCCUUUUUAUUUCUAUGAUUAUCCGACAAUGUUCUAGCAAACGAUGAAAAAAAAAAACAAACAAACAAACAUGAGAAACAUGUAAGGAAUCAGAACAGAAGUGAAUCAAAGGCGUUGAACGAUGAGUUAUUUAGUAUGAUUUGUAUGACUCUUAAUUGUAAAUAUAUCGUGCGUUAAUAAAUUACUUCAUGUUUAUAAA